Molecule: messenger RNA, 1852 nt
Organism: Orussus abietinus
Lineage: Eukaryota; Metazoa; Arthropoda; Insecta; Hymenoptera; Orussidae
Exons: 3
Coding region: 291-746 (151 amino acids)
Biological process (GO): regulation of synaptic transmission, cholinergic; sleep; positive regulation of voltage-gated potassium channel activity
Source: RefSeq, a predicted model, not a curated record
CCGCCGACGAUCCUGGACCGGCGUUCCCCUCGCCACGACGUUAAUCCGUCUCGAAGAACGCUACGGAAACGGAAGGCUCGGAUGGCAUCCCUGGGUUGCUUUCCGCUAGCGAGUGGUCCCCUCUACCCGCGACCCCGUUAGAGGCCUAUCCAGAGCGAGGCGGCGUCGGGGGGUGGCGAGGAGUUUGUCUGGCCGUCGAUCGGCCGGUCGGUGUCGUCGGUUAUCGCAGUCGCUCGGCCAGUAGCUCCCGGAGGCGCGUGCGGACACCAGAGACCCAUCAUCUCGGCACCAUGAGGACGCGAUCGCUCCUCGUCCUCUGCAACGUCUACCUACUCCUCGACUGCUGCGUCGUGGGGGCUCUGCAGUGCUUCGAGUGCAACAGCCACAACGAGAGCCGAUGCGCGGAAAAGCAGCCACCGGAUAGUCUGAAGAAGGACUGCUCGGAGCACGUGGAGGGCGCCAAGUACACCAUGUGCAGGAAGAUCACGCAGGUCAUCGAGUUUAGCGUGAAUGGACUGCCCGCUGAUACCAGAGUGAUACGAGGCUGCGGAUGGGACGAGUCCAACUACAAGGGGAAGUGCUACCAAAGAAGUGGUUUCGGUGGCCGUCAGGAAGUCUGCUCCUGCACGACCGACUUCUGCAACGACGCCGUGCGGUCUGGAUUUGGAGCAGCCUCCGGAUCUUUGAUUCUUCUAUGUCUUUUGGGGAGCUUCUUCGGUUGCGUCUCUGGCCUGGUUCGCCUCUAGGGCCCUUCGUAUCGAUCAGCGUCGCGGUCGACCUCGGAAGGGGUCGAUCCUCGCCGGGGCAUUGGACACCGAGAUAGGGAAAAAGACCGCUCCCGUCGUAGAUAAGAUAAGAUUUGGAAAAAAAAAAUAAUAACGCGUUACCGAUCGCGGUGCUCGAAUUUUCGUCCCGUCGCGGGAGGACGGUGCGUUUUACCGUCCGGCACGGAACGGAACCCGUGACGCCGUGAAAUCCAAUCUCGGUACGGCGUGAAUUGGUUCCGUUGCGUUAUCGAUAGAUCCACCUGUAUUCCGAAUUUCUGUCCCAAAGUGCCGAGAUCAUCUCGCUUUUGGUGAUCGAUCCAUCCUCGAGCAAGUGUCGCAACGCCAGUGACGCGACGUCGGCUCGGUAAAGUCCCUCGGACGGUGAAUUAGCCGUCUCGAUGGGACCACGACACUCCACCCGAUUACCACCACGCGUUUCCGACGUCACGGCUUUGGUAGCGUACCUUUAAACUUUUUAAGGCAUAUAACGGAAAUAAUAAAACGUGUAAUGAUAUUCCGGUGGCGUAUGUUUGACGCAUGUGAUGUAUUUUAGACGGCAGAUAUGUAUGUUGUAAUCCUGGUUCUCCUUGUGUCCGAUUGGACCUCUGUAAAAAUAAGGUCGGGGGUUGAGACAGGGAAAAAGAGCGCUCCCGUUGUAGAUAUGAUUAGAUUUUGAAGAAAGAAAAAAAAUUAAUAAUGCGUUAAAAUCAGACUGGACGAACAGUCGAUAUAUACGUCGCGGUAGAUCUAUUCGUUUUAUCGUCUGGAAUGGAGCGGAAUCCGUGAAAAGGAAUUCCGGUACGGCAUUCAUGGUUUCAGAGCGGUAGAUUGACUCAUGGUUCUUGAAUCUCUGAGCCAAAGUGCCGAUUAUUCUUUAAUCUCGCAAUUGUCGCACCGAGGGUAAUGUUACGUCGACUCGGUAUAAUAAUAUUAAGCCGGAUACCCGGACGGUGAAUCAGCCUUUCCGAAGGAAUCACGUCAUUCUACUUGAUAUCGACCGCGCGUUUCCGGCGUCACGGCUUGUGUAACGUAUGUUUAUACUUUUAAGGUAUAUAAGGGGAAGAAUAAAACCUCCCGUAAUGAUA